ACCAGGCAAAGACAGACACCACAGAAACCCCUACUGCUCAAGCCUGCUCAUCCAGCCAGCACUCUAGGCAUAUCCAGAGCCGCAUGCUUCCUGCACCCGCAGCAACGGUGGCAAGUGCAGGAUCACUUUUUGACAUAUACCCUCCAAAAAGAGCAUCGUUGGACGAGGCUAACACAGCGCAAUAGGGUCAAGCACACUGCCACAAGCAAGUAUCAAUCAUCUUACCACUGACUCUCCAAACGCACCCAUUUGCCACAAGGCUUUUCACGUAAAGACCGUUGGUUGAAGAUGAACAGUGAUGGUGCCAGUGCCGCUGGUGGACGGACACCCGUCUCUGUGGGCAAGUUUGACAAGACCAGGGACUUCCUUGGACCCCGGCGAUUCACCACAGACGUCCUUGCAGAAACACCAUCGACGAUACCUCUGGAACAUACACGUCAGACACUGAAUGCAAAGGACAGGUUGCUCGAACAAAAGCGUGCAGAACACGAGCUCGCAAGGCAAGAACACCGUCGUCGUUUUGAAGAGCAGAUGCAGAUGCUUGAUAUGAAGCAGCGUCGUGAUGAAGACUUGUUGCUGGGCGUCGAUGAAGAAGCACUGCCUACCAUGUUCAGCACCUAUCCAGUCACACCUUUGCGUACACCUGCUCAGUCAGAGUCGCGCAGUCGUGCAGAGACACUGGCGAAGGGUACACCGCCGCUCAAGGUAUUUGAACAGCAGCAGCAACAACAGCGUGGUACAGGCAAUGAGCAGCUUGCAACGCCACCUGCUGAUCAUACUGGACUCAACAAUGGUAUCUCACCGCGCUCAUUUGGCGCCAAGUCAGUCCCUGGUAGCCGUCGUCAGAGCUUGUCUACCGCUUUUGAAUCAUUGGCUGUUUCCGAGCGCAAGCAAGACAUGGAGGGAAGACGUUUGUCGUACAUUGACAAUGCGCGUCAUUUCGAAGUGCCAAACCCAACGGAUGAAGUCCCCGUCAAAUCCUACUUGCAGCUCAAUACAACCGAUGACUCUUUCCCGAUUCUCGUACGCAAGGACAGUAUGCAGACUUUGCCACAAGGACCCGCUGCAACGACAGACUUCCAGGACUACAAGCAAUCUUUUAAUGCGAUGCCUCCCUUCAAGACACAAAACGCUGCGCGUGGAGUGCCAGUCAGCUAUGCUCAAAAGGACAUGCACGAUGAUCUGCGUUCAGCUCGUCAAGCGCAUGAAUUCAAGAUGCCACCGGGUCAGGCAAAACAGCGCGACUUUCAAUCUGCAAAUGAACGAGGUCGAUUCGCAACUAUGCCAUCCGGCACACGCUCUCCACUCGGGUCACUCCCUAUGUUGCCUGCAGGCUCGCAUUCACCCAUGGAUUCACCUAAUUUGUACGCUCAAUUUGGUAUGAUGCCACAAUCAAACUGGCAAGCAGGUGGAUUUCCGCAGUACUCCUUCUCCAUGCACAAUCCAGCCUAUCAAGCACAAGAGACACGCUUACCUGGCCAGUCUUUUGCCAAAGGUGGUGCUCCAUUCUACGCCAAGCGUCCUGCGGAAGAUACGAACCGGUAUGCAGAUGUUGCGCUCGAGUCCCUUGUUGGUGACAUCUUCACCCUUUGUAAAGACCAGCAUGGUUGUCGGUAUCUGCAAAAGAAGCUGGACGAACGCAUUCCUGCUAAUGUGGAUCUCAUCUUUGCAGAAACGUACAUGCAUGCUGCAGAACUCAUGAUUGAUCCAUUCGGCAAUUAUCUGUGCCAGAAGCUACUUGAGCACUGCGAUGAAGGACAACGCUUCAAGAUUGUGCAGAAUGUGGCACCCAAUCUGAUCAACAUCUCUCUCAACAUGCACGGUACGCGCGCUGUUCAAAAGAUGAUUGAGUUCUUGCACACACCUGAGCAAAUCAAGCUGGCGACGUCAGCGCUCAAUGCUAAUGCUGUUCUACUCAUCAAGGAUCUCAACGGUAAUCACGUCAUUCAAAAAUGCCUGAAUCGUCUCAACAGCGAGGAAGCUCAGUUCAUUUUCGAUGCUGUUGCCAAGAACUGCGUUGAGGUUGCUACACACCGACACGGCUGCUGUGUCUUGCAGCGCUGUAUCGACCACGCUUCUGACGCGCAAAAAGUGCAAAUCAUUAAGCAGAUUGACGCUCAUGCUCCAUUGCUCGUGCAAGACCCAUUCGGCAACUAUGUCGUGCAGUACGUUUUGGACUUGGGCGAGGCGCGUUUCUCUGAUUCACUUAUCAAGCGCUUUGUUGGCAGUGUCUGUGUCUUCUCGGUGCAGAAAUUCAGCUCCAAUGUCAUUGAGAAGUGUCUGCGUGUCGCUGAGCCUUCUAUUCGCGCACAGUUGAUUGAGGAACUCCUCAACAAGUCGCGCUUGGAAAAGCUGCUUCGAGACUCUUACGCCAACUAUGUCGUGCAAACUGCUUUGGAUUAUGCUGACCCGAAGCAACGACAGGAGCUCGUUGAGUGUCUGCGCCCACUCUUGCCUGCUAUCCGCUCAACGCCGUACGGCCGUCGCAUCCAAUCCAAAAUCAGUGGAACGCAUGGUGCACCUGGCUUUAGUGAUUUGCCAAAUUACAAUGCAAUGGGCAACUUUCCAGCAUACGGCUUUGGUUAUGGUCACAAUGCACCUGCUCAACAUGCACACCACAUGCCGACGCAUGGCUUGCCAACAGGUACCAAUAUGGGACAGCGAUUCAAUGCCGAUUAUGAGUUCAAAGGCUUCCCUGUGUAGUGAGCAACCGAAUGCCUCAAUUGAAUGGGUCGAUGGAUUGGAAUAUACGCCCUCCCUGGACUCUGUACCACAAUCUUGCAGAAAAGCAAAAAAACAACAUAGCAUUUAUUAAGCGGGCAUGACGGUCG
This is a messenger RNA of Protomyces lactucae-debilis, 2831 nucleotides long. Its product is annotated as armadillo-type protein. Gene Ontology annotation, cellular component: cytoplasm. Gene Ontology annotation, molecular function: mRNA binding. The record is from RefSeq and is a predicted model, not a curated record. NCBI's taxonomy places the organism in Eukaryota, Fungi, Ascomycota, Taphrinomycetes, Taphrinales, Protomycetaceae. The transcript has 5 exons. The coding region runs from base 289 to 2703 and encodes 804 amino acids. Gene Ontology annotation, biological process: post-transcriptional regulation of gene expression.